Messenger RNA from Mycena indigotica, 3492 nucleotides. Its product is annotated as ATP citrate lyase isoform 2. The coding region runs from base 1 to 3492 and encodes 1163 amino acids. Gene Ontology annotation, biological process: citrate metabolic process; tricarboxylic acid cycle; acetyl-CoA biosynthetic process. Gene Ontology annotation, molecular function: ATP citrate synthase activity. The transcript has 7 exons. The record is from RefSeq and is a predicted model, not a curated record. NCBI's taxonomy places the organism in Eukaryota, Fungi, Basidiomycota, Agaricomycetes, Agaricales, Mycenaceae. Gene Ontology annotation, cellular component: cytosol.
AUGGCAUCCAAGCCCAUUCGCGAGUACGACGCCAAGCUCCUUCUUGCGCAUUGGCUCCCGCUUGCCCCCCCACCGACCGCGUCAUAUCCUUCGGUGAACAAGGACUUCAAAUUCCCCAAGCCUCGCGUCGCUCAGCUCGGAUGGAGCGAGGGUGUCUUCGAUGACCAGUACCUCAUUGCACCACGAUGGAUUGACCCUUCUGCCACAAAACUUGUCGCCAAACCCGACAUGCUCAUCAAGCGUCGUGGUAAAGCUGGUCUCCUCGGCCUCAACAAAACCUGGGAAGGCACGGAUGGUGCCAAAGCUUGGAUUAAAGAGCGCGCAGGCAAACCCGUCAAGGUCGAGCACACAACAGGCACAUUGACGACCUUCAUCGUCGAGCCAUUCCUCCCCCACCCUUCCAACACCGAAUACUACGUCUGCAUCAACUCUGGCCGUGAAGGCGAUGCCAUUCUCUUCACCCACGAAGGUGGUGUAGACAUCGGUGAUGUCGACUCCAAAGCCCUGCGCCUCAAUCUCCCUGUCUCCGUUCUUUCUCCCUCAGGCACCUUCCCUUCUCGUGACACUAUCAAAUCGACUCUACUCGGUGCCGUUCCUGAACAAAACAAAGACGCCCUUACCGACUUCAUCCUCCGUCUGUACGCCGUCUACGUCCACCUCCACUUCACCUAUCUCGAAAUCAAUCCUCUUGUUUGUCUCGAUGGUGGUGAAAUCCACUUCCUUGACAUGGCCGCCAAACUCGAUCAAACUGCGGAGAGCAUCUGUGGUCCGAUGUGGGCUGUUGCUCGCGAUCUGACGCUCUACGAAGAGUCGUUUGGUGCCCCUAAAGCCGCUGACGCGAAGAAGGCUGGUGGUGUUCAGACUGACCGUGGUCCACCAAUGGUCUUCCCCGCUCCCUUCGGCCGUGACUUGACUACCGAGGAGGCAUACAUCCAAAAGUUGGAUGCCUCAACUGGCGCGUCGCUCAAGCUGACGGUUCUCAACCCCAAAGGCCGUAUCUGGACAAUGGUUGCUGGUGGUGGCGCUAGUGUCGUCUACUCCGAUGCUAUUGCUGCCCAUGGCUUCGCUGGUGAGCUGGCCAACUACGGCGAAUACAGUGGUGCUCCGACGGAGGGCCAGACAUACGAAUAUGCUCGCACCAUCAUCGAUCUGAUUACCCGUGGCACUCCACAUCCCCAAGGCAAGAUCCUCAUCAUUGGUGGUGGUAUCGCCAACUUCACCAACGUUGCUGCUACUUUCAAGGGUAUCAUCCGGGCCUUGAAGGAGUUCAAGACUGGUCUUGUUAACCACAAUGUCAAGAUCUACGUUCGUCGUGGUGGCCCCAACUACCAGGAAGGUCUCCGUGCUAUGCGUUUGCUCGGAGAGAGCCUAGGUGUUCCGAUCAAGGUCUAUGGCCCUGACACACACAUUACCGACAUCGUCCCCAUUGCUCUUGGUAUCGACCUCACCAAGAAGCCUGUCCCAAUCCCCAGCACUGGCACCACUACUCCUGCUGCUACCGAUGUCAAGGUCACCGAGACUACCGAAUCGGCUGCUGUUGGCACCAUCCAUCCUUCCGGUGAACGAACACAACCCAACGACCAGAUUGUCCAUUUCGACACUGAAGCCCCGAGUGGUUCUCGCCCAGCUUAUCGUCCGUUUGAUGACGCUACUCGCAGCUUUGUGUUCGGUCUCCAACCCCGUGCAAUCCAGGGCAUGCUCGACUUCGAUUACUCGUGUGGUCGUAAGACACCCAGUGUUGCUGCCAUGAUCUACCCCUUCGGUGGCCACCACAUCCAGAAGUUCUACUGGGGAACUCGGGAAACCCUUCUUCCCGUCUACACCAGCAUUGACGAGGCUGUCGCCAAACACCCUGACGUUGAUGUUGUCGUCAACUUCGCUUCUUCCCGAAGUGUCUACUCUUCAACCAUCGACAUCCUCAAGUUCUCUUCCCAAAUCCGCAGCAUUGCCAUCAUCGCAGAGGGUGUCCCUGAACGACAUGCCCGCGAUCUGCUGUACCGUGCCCAGGAGAAGGGUGUCUUGAUUAUCGGCCCCGCCACUGUUGGUGGUAUCAAGCCUGGUUGCUUCCGUAUUGGUAACUCUGGUGGCAUGAUGGACAACAUCAUCUCGUCCAAGCUCUACCGCGCUGGCUCUGUUGGCUACGUCUCCAAAUCCGGAGGCAUGUCCAACGAGCUCAACAACAUCCUUUCCCUCGUCACCAACGGCACAUACGAGGGUAUCGCCAUUGGUGGUGACCGUUAUCCCGGUUCAACUUUCAUCGACCAUCUGUUGCGGUACGAGGCCGACCCCAACUGCAAGAUGCUUGUCUUGCUCGGUGAAGUCGGUGGUGUUGAGGAAUACCGUGUCAUCGAGGCCGUCAAGAGCGGCCGCAUCACCAAACCCAUCGUUGCUUGGGCUAUUGGAACUUGCGCCAAGAUGUUCGAUACUGAAGUCCAGUUUGGCCACGCUGGAAGUAUGGCUGAUUCGGAGAUGGAGACGGCUGAUGCGAAGAACUCGGCCAUGCGCGCUGCUGGUUUCGUCGUUCCUGCUACCUUCGAGGAGCUCCCCAAGGCGUUGAAAGACACUUAUGAUGGUCUUGUUUCCAAGGGUGUUAUCGUUCCCAAGGCCGAGAUGGACCCGCCAGUCAUCCCUAUGGACUACAAGUGGGCUCAGGAACUCGGUCUUAUUCGCAAACCUGCUGCUUUCAUCUCGACCAUCUCUGACGAGCGUGGCCAAGAACUGCUUUACGCCGGCAUGCGUAUUUCUGAUGUGUUCAAGGAGGACAUCGGUGUUGGUGGUGUUGUGAGUCUGCUGUGGUUCAAGCGUCGUCUGCCGCCGUGGGCCACCAAAUUCAUCGAAAUGGUGCUCAUGCUUACCGCCGACCACGGGCCUGCCGUGUCUGGUGCCAUGAACACUAUCGUCGCCUCUCGCGCGGGCAAAGACCUCAUCUCCUCUCUCGCUUCUGGUCUCCUCACCAUCGGAAGCCGAUUUGGCGGUGCGCUUGACGAGGCCGCCUCUAUGUUCUCCCAAGCUCGGGACACGGGUCUGACACCACGUGAAUUCGUCGAUAACUCGCGCAAGGCGAACAAACUGAUCUCUGGUAUUGGCCACAAGAUCAAGAGCGUCAACAACCCCGAUUUGCGAGUAGAGCUUGUCAAGGAAUACGUCCGCAAGCACUUCCCGAGCCACAGCCUGCUCGACUAUGCUCUUGCGGUCGAGAAAGUCACCACCGCGAAGAAGGACACGCUUAUCCUGAACGUCGACGGGUGCAUUGCGGUCUGCUUCGUCGACCUGCUACGCGACAGUGGUGCUUUCACGCCCGAGGAGGCCGACGAGUACAUUAAGAUCGGCACACUCAACGGCCUCUUCGUGCUCGGCCGAAGCAUCGGCUUUAUCGGCCACCACCUCGACCAGAAGCGGCUCCGCGCGCCGCUCUACAGGCAUCCCGCCGACGACAUCUUCAUCAACAUGGCUGACGUCAGCCAGCCGCGGGUGCUUGGGCGUGUCCAGUAG